CUUGCAGUGACGCGGGCCCCUCACGUGACCCGGAGCUGCAGAAAGACGCCUUGGGUACAGUCGUCAUUCACGUCUGGCCUCCAGGUCCGUGCGUCCCUGUUCUCGGCGGGCUGGCAUCGGGCCCUGGGCGAACGGAGCAGGUCUACUAGCCGAGAUUCCAGGCGACUCUUCUAGCAGCGGGAAUUGAAAAGAGGACUACUUGACAAGGGAUAGGCCCAGGAGCAAUGGAGUCCAAAGAUCAAGGAGUCAAAAAUCUCAACAUGGAAAAUGACCAUCAGGAAAAGGAGAAAAACGAAGAAAAGCCACAAGAUGCUAGCAAAAGGGCGCCAGCUGUGGCCCUGACUUUCGAAGCUGGCGAAUAUAGUGUGCCUAGAGGCAGUCGCAGGUGGUUCCGAGUUAGGCCGCCCAUCGUGCACUAUAGAUGGGACCUGAUGCAUAGGGUUGGAGAGCCCCAGGAAAGGAUGAGAGAGGGUAAUGCGGAAAGGUUUGGGGAGGACGUGAGAAGGCAGCUCAUGGAGAAGUUAAGGGGAAGGCAGCUGAGCCAUAGUCAGCAGGCGGUUAGCACUGACCCGCCUCACCAUGGCCAUCAUGAUGAGUUUUGCCUUAUGCCCUGAGUCCUGAGGUUUUUUUCUCAAGUUAAUAGGGGGACUCCUGCUUCCAAAACUUACAUUUUGUGAUGUACUGCUGUAAAAUUUUUGAGGUUACUUAUUCCCCCAUGGGUCUCCACUUCUGCCAUCUUUUAAUUGAAACCUGUGUUUUUGGAUCAGUCUUUUGUUGUUAUUAGCAGAAUUUAUCUAUGCUCAUUAUAUAUUGUGAAGCUAAUAAAGCAGACUUAAAAAGCAA
Molecule: messenger RNA, 843 nt
Organism: Psammomys obesus (fat sand rat)
Lineage: Eukaryota; Metazoa; Chordata; Mammalia; Rodentia; Muridae
Product: protein BEX2-like
Exons: 3
Coding region: 225-614 (129 amino acids)
Biological process (GO): signal transduction
Cellular component (GO): nucleus; cytoplasm
Molecular function (GO): signaling receptor binding
Source: RefSeq, a predicted model, not a curated record